AUGAGAAAAUUGGCCAAAAAAUAUGGUCCAAUAUUUACCGUAUAUUUGGGAAACAGUCCGCAAAUAGUGAUCACCGAUCCGGUCAUAGCUAGAGAUGUAUUCAAUAAAUCAGAUUUUGCGGGAAGGACUCAAUCAUAUUUAGAUUACGAUCCGAGUAUUGAACGAGAUUUUUGCGAUACACUGAUUGCGGCUAAAAAUAAUGCACUGCUCCGGGAGGUGGGAGGGAAAGGUAGCAAACAAUCGUUGGCUAAGUAUCUAACGGAUGAUAAGCUCGGUUUGGCUGUGUUUGACAUAUUUUUUGCGGGAAUCGAUACCACAUAUAAUACAUUUCAAUGGCUACUAUUGUUUUUAGCCAAUGAUUUAAAUGUGCAAAAAAAAUUACGUAAAGAAAUUUCCGAUAAAAUCGGUGACCGAUUGCCAACACUUGACGAUAGACAUCGAUGUCAUUAUGUAAUGGCAUUCAUAUCGGAAACAUUAAGAUUCAGAAAUAUUGGUCCAAUAGGUUUGGCUCAUAAGGCUAUAGUCGAUAGUAAAAUAGGUGAUUAUACGAUACCGAAAAAUAUGUCAGUAUUUGUUUAUCAGGGAUUUGUAUUGAGAAACGAUAGCAACAAGUAUUGGACAAAUCCUAAUGACUUUAUACCCGAGCGCUUCCUCGACAGUGACAACCAUUAUAUGAUAACCCGUUCACAACAAACAGCUUUCAUACCUUUCGGUGUCGGACGUCGUGUAUGUUUAGGCGAAAAGUUGGCCAUCGCUGACCUGUUUCUGGUUUUGAUCCGAUUUCUACAGUCGACACAAAACUAUGACAUUGUUUUGGACAGUCAUCCGGGUUUUGAUGCCGAUCCUUGUAAUAGUGAUUCAAUUACACCCAAUAGUUAUACAAUUAUGUUUAAAUCUAAAUCAUAA
Molecule: messenger RNA, 906 nt
Organism: Oppia nitens
Lineage: Eukaryota; Metazoa; Arthropoda; Arachnida; Sarcoptiformes; Oppiidae
Product: steroid 17-alpha-hydroxylase/17,20 lyase-like
Exons: 3
Coding region: 1-906 (301 amino acids)
Molecular function (GO): monooxygenase activity; heme binding; iron ion binding
Source: RefSeq, a predicted model, not a curated record